AUGGCGGCGAAGCAGCCCCCGCCACUGAUGAAGAAGCACAGCCAGACCGACCUGGUGAGCAGGCUGAAGACGCGCAAGAUCCUGGGGGUCGGCGGGGAGGACGACGACGGCGAGGUCCAUCGCUCAAAGAUUAGCCAGGUACUGGGAAAUGAAAUCAAGUUUGCUGUCCGGGAACCACUGGGGCUCAGGGUCUGGCAGCUGGUUUCCGCCGUCAUGUUUUCCGGGGUCGCUGUCAUGGCCCUUGCUUUCCCUGACCAGCUCUACGACGUUAUCUUUGACGAGGAGUCGGUGAGCAGCAAGACUCCCAUCCGGCUUUACGGAGGAGCCCUGCUCAGUGAGUGCCGUGCUGCUGCCCUGUGGAACGCUGCAUUAGAGGGCAGCACGAAACCGCUUUGUGCUGCUUGCCUCCAUUUGUAUUUUCAUCACCAACCGCUGCCUUGUCUCCCUCCUUCUCCUCCAGUUACCACUGUCUCCCUGGUUGAGAGCAGCCGGAUAGCCACAGGUGCCGUGCUCCUCCUGGUCAGCCGAGCCGUCUUCAUCCUCAUCAGCAUUUAUUAUUAUUACCAAGUUGGACGCCGUCCCAAGAAAGUCUAA
Opisthocomus hoazin is the source of this 594-nucleotide messenger RNA. The record is from RefSeq and is a predicted model, not a curated record. NCBI's taxonomy places the organism in Eukaryota, Metazoa, Chordata, Aves, Opisthocomiformes, Opisthocomidae.